AACAUGUCAGUCAAAUCGUGUCCUGAAAUCUGAUUGGUGUACGCCGUCUCGUGCUCCGGCAAUCCGUUUGGGUAGGAAUUUAACGUUAAUAAGUGAUGCGACUGUUUGUACGCCGCAUCCCGACCGGACCGUUAUCCACGCUUCACGGAUGUUUAUCGUAAAUAUUGCUUCCAUCUCACGAGGGCUAGCUUAGGCAGCGCUUCCCGUCCGCGGGGCCGGCUUCGCCGCGCUGCUCUCCCCGGUGAACGGCAGCGGUCGGACGGGAGGAUGGCUCUGCGUUGGACCGCUCAUCUGGAUCAGUGUCCGUGUCUAUUAGGAAUUUAAUUAGCUAGCAAGAAAUGAUUUACGGCCUUGUGUGGGAGCGACGAUAACCGCGCCGCGAGGAUUCGGGGUUAUGAUGGAGUCUAGGUAGGUUUAAAGAUUUCUGAUCUCUUUGGCUUCGGGGCUCCCAGGCGCCCAUAUAGGCCACGGUCUAAGUCUCUGAGGAGGGAGAUCUUCAGAGGGCCUCGCAGACCUUCUUCCUCCACCUGCUCCACCUGCCCUUCUCCACCCGCAGCACCAUGUCCAUAGCCAGCAGCAGCCCAGAGAGGGAGAGCUCCGGCGGGGCUCAGCUCCAAUGCCCGUCGUCCCCUCCAGGCCUGGACCCGGACCCUUCCUGCACGGGCAGCCCCAUUAUCAGCCCAGACUCCUCUUCCCAUGAUGCAGUGCUGUCGGCACCAGCAGCCUCUCCAGCAGACUCUGAGAACCUGAGUCCUGACGAACUGGAGCUGCUGGCCAAACUGGAGGAGCAGAACAGGUUACUGGAGGCUGAUUCCAAGUCGAUGCGCUCCAUGAGCGGCUCGCGCCGCAACAGCGGUUCCUCUCUGGUGAGCAGCUCCUCGGCCUCCUCAAACCUGUCCCACCUGGAGGAGGACACCUGGAUCCUGUGGGGCCGCAUCGUCAACGAGUGGGAGGAGUGGAGACGCAAGAAGGACAAGCUUCUCAAGGAGCUGAUCAGGAAGGGCAUCCCCCAUCAUUUCCGUGCCAUCGUCUGGCAGCUGCUGGGCAACGCCACCGACAUGCCGGUGAAGAACCAGUACUCGGAGCUGCUGAAGAUGUCGUCCCCGUGUGAGAAGCUGAUCCGGCGCGACAUCGCGCGGACCUACCCCGAGCACGAGUUCUUCAAAGGCCAGGACAGCCUGGGCCAGGAGGUCCUCUUCAAUGUCAUGAAGGCCUAUUCUCUGGUGGACCGUGAGGUGGGCUACUGCCAGGGGAGCGCCUUCAUCGUCGGCUUGCUUCUAAUGCAGAUGCCAGAAGAGGAAGCCUUUUGUGUGUUUGUGCGCCUCAUGCAGGAGUACCGCCUGAGGGAGCUCUUCAAGCCCAGCAUGGCGGAGCUCGGCCUCUGCAUCUACCAGUUCGAGUACAUGCUGCAGGAGCAGCUUCCAGAGCUCAACGUCCAUUUCCGCUCCCAGAGUUUCCACACAUCCAUGUAUGCUUCGUCCUGGUUCCUCACUCUUUUUCUGACCUUCCUCCCUUUACCUGUGGCCACGCGCAUUUUUGAUAUCUUCAUGUAUGAGGGCCUGGAGAUCAUCUUCCGUGUGGGCCUGGCCAUCCUGCAGUACAACCAGACCGACCUCAUUCAGCUGGACAUGGAGGGCAUGUCGCAGCACUUCCAGAAGGUGAUCCCUCACCAGUUCGACAGCUGUCCCGACAAGCUGAUCCUCAGAGCCUACCAGGUCAAAUACAACCCCAAGAGGAUGAAGAAACUGGAGAAGGAAUACACCACCAUCAAGAACAAAGAGAUGGAAGAACAAAUUGAGAUUAAGAGGUUACGCACAGAAAACCGGCUGCUGAAGCAGAGGAUCGAGACGUUGGAGAAGGAGAGUGCCGCUCUGGCGGACAGGCUGAUUCAGGGUCAGGUGACGAGAGCUCAGGAAGCGGAGGAGAACUAUGUGAUAAAGCGGGAGCUGGCGGUGGUCCGGCAGCAGUGCAGCGCGGCCAGCGAGAACCUGGAGAAAGCUCAGGACACCAUCAGGGAGCUGCAGCAGCAGCAGUACACAGAGGAGUUUGUCAGCAACCUGCAGACGCAGCUGGAGCAGUCGCGGCUGCACGAGGCCGAACUGCUGGGAGCGCUGAAGGAAAUGCAGGACAAGGUGCUGGACCUGGAGAAGAGGAGCAGCUGUCUGCCCGACGAGAGCAACAUGGCAGCCCUGCAGGAGGAGGUGAAGCAGAUGAAGCUGAAGGAGCUGGAGAUGCUGCGCUCCUUCAGGGAGAUGCAGGACAGCGUCACAGACCUCAACCAGCGCUGGCAGCAUCACAUGUCCCGCAGCAGCAGCACCGGAGGCGGCGGCGGCCCCUGGAAGGAGUCCCCGAAGAAGAACGCCAUGAACGAGCUGCAGGACAAGCUGAUGACGAUCAGGCUGAGGGAGGCGCAGGCUCAGGCGGAGCUCCGAGAGGUCAAACUCAAAGCUCUGCAGUUGGAGAGCCAGAACCAGAUCCACAGCAAACUGAUCGGUCGCAACGAUCAGGAGCGCUCGGCUCUGCAGGACCGGCUGCAGAUGAUGGCCAAUCAGAACAAAGCUCUGCAGACCCAGCUGAGUGAGAUGAAGAGGAAGCAGGCUGAGUUGGACUGUAAGAGUAAAGAGGAGGUGAUGGCGGUGCGGCUGAGGGAGGCAGACAGCAUGACCGUCAUGGCUGAGCUCCGGCAGAGGGUCGCUGAACUGGAGAUCCAGAAGGAGGAAGGACGGAUUAAGGGCCAGCUCAACCACUCAGACUCCAGGCAGUACAUCACCCAGCUCCGGGACCAGAUUGCUGAGCUGAAGAACGAGGUCAGGCAGUUACGAGGGCAGAAGGCGGCGCCCGGCGGAGGAGGGAACUUCGACCUGUGCUUGACCAGCCCCGCCUCCGCUGAAGGCGACUUCAUCAGCUCGGAUGAGGACCUGCUCCCCAGCCCCCUGCCCGCCACCGCCCUGUACCCCGCCCUGACCGGCUCCUGUCACCCGCCCCCCCACCUGGACAGCGAGGGCAGCACCGACAGCGAGGCGGAGGAGCGGGCGCAGAGUCGUCCGGACGCGCCGCAGCUCUACGGCGCCAUCGUUUGCGCCGAAGGUCUGGAUAACUGAGGUUUACUUUGUAAAAUCUGUUUCCAGGUGAGACUCCAGCGGACUGAAGAGCCACAGCUGCUCGUUUUGACUAGUUAGCUCCUCCUCCUGUUUACCGUCAUGCAGACGUGGACCUCCUCCGAUCUUCUGCCCCCAACCCACAAAAAAAACCAACACAUUCCUCUUGUUUGUGUGCCAGAAACAACACAUCAGAAUCAUAUCCCUCCAAUAUGAACAUGUGACCCACGUUUAAGAAAGAACUGAUCCAGAUCUGCCCCCCCUGGACCUGAAACCGGAGCGCUUUCAAGGAGUGACAGACGGGCAUCACACCGCCCUGAAAGACCUCCCGCCACAACAUUCAGUGUUAAAUUCAUCCUCCUGUCCCUCAGUGGGGAGAAUAAGCUCCGCCCUCUUUGCCUUGGAGAAAAAAACCAACACGCCAGUGGAGCAACAUCUGCAUCCAGCUGUGUGGACGUCACAAGAUGGCCUUCGUGGACCAACCACGAACAUGUGGAAGAGUUGGGUUGGUAGGCUUUCAGAAGAAGGUAAAUGUUGCCAAAUCUUGUCUUUCGUUCCUCAAUUAUUUAUGUUUUGUGUUUUAUUUUGAUACGAUGGAACAUUUUUAUAAAUCCACAUGAAGUUAGAGGUUUAGAAAAACCAACAGAGGCCAAAAUAUUCUGUCCUUUGUGCCAACGAGUCACUGAGUGUUACAGACCAGAAAAUGUGCUGCUAUGAUUUUCCCCUUCUGCAUUUUAGUGGGUUUUUCCUGAGGAGAACACUUCAGAAUUCCCGCCCUUCUUAUCAUUUUCUCGAUCACUUUGACUCUCUCUCACAUUUUAAUGAGAAAUCGGUGGAGAAUUUUCCGCUUUUCACUGCUACUAAAAUGGAAAGACGGAUUGUCAGGGAAGCUACGGCGUUAGCUUGGCUAAACUAAAUUUGUUCUCUGGUUUUUGUAAAACUGUUUUGUUAACCUAAAAACAAAAUAUGGAUAAUAACCAAAAACAGUUGGUUGCUUCCUUAGCAUCUGUUAGCUUGUAUUUGCUGGCAAGCUAAUUUAAAUUAAUCAAUUAAUUAUACUAAACAAAAUGUCUGAGGUUUUUUGCUGUAUUUCCUCAAAGGUUAAUGUAUUUUUAUCUUUUGGGUAUUUUUAUUAUCUUCACACAAAAAAAUGUUUUGUUUUUUUUCUCGUACUUGGUUUUUGCACAAUCUAGUUAGUUUCUGUUUCCUGUCAGAUUUAAGGCUAAAUCCUUUUCGGAUUUUAGCUUAACAUCCAGUUUUUCAGUUAUAAAAAGGCAAAGAAAGAAAAAUAAAACCAAACAUGCCAACAGAACCAAUGACUGUAUAUGGGAGCUGGACUGAGUGGCUCCGCCCUCCAGGUGUUACAAACAGGAAGGACCCGCUGGCUCCAAGGAGCCAAAAUCCCAUCUAGAGAAACAAACAGCUGUUACCGGGUCAUUCUUUUGGUCAGAAUGACCAUUCUUUCUUUUUCCUCAUUUUUCUGUAGUUUGCAGUUGCAAACUGACCAAUCAGAUGCCUCGAUUAAAAGUAGGUGGAGCCUGCUGGCCCCCAGGCUAAACAUUUGACAUUAGCCAUGUAGACCGCCUUUAAGUUUGAGGGGUGUGGCCGUCCAACAAGCUCACUCCUGAUUGGCAAGAGUGGUUGCCAUGGAAACAUUGACGAACUGGGCGUUGCCUACAGGCUCCGACAAGGUGACCGGUUGGUGACAGAAUCGACUUAAUUUUGUAUGAAGUAAAGCACGAGUUACGUCACACUAACUCAGUCCAGUUCUCGGAUACAGUCAAUGGUUGGAACUAAUAGUUAUUGU
Oryzias latipes (Japanese medaka) is the source of this 4905-nucleotide messenger RNA. It is a transcript of the gene evi5l, whose product is annotated as ecotropic viral integration site 5 like. Gene Ontology annotation, molecular function: small GTPase binding; GTPase activator activity. Gene Ontology annotation, biological process: regulation of GTPase activity. Lineage: Eukaryota; Metazoa; Chordata; Actinopteri; Beloniformes; Adrianichthyidae. The record is from RefSeq and is a predicted model, not a curated record.